UGUGUAGACUAAUGUGAUUUCAUUUAUUUUCAAUCACAACGAGGCAUUUUACCGAAUCUUUGUAGAAAGGAUUCAUUGUGAGACAGUUAUGAUAAAAGCCUGGGAUGAGGUUACUGCGGUUCUUUCUUCGAUAUCCUUAUUUUCUUAUCAAGCAAGACCCAAUGCAGGUUCUCGCGCAAGAGAUUUGUUUGCAAGUGAAAGGACUUUUCUAUCUUGGUUAAGAACUGGACUGGCUUCAAUAACUAUGGGGUUAGCCUUUGGAAAACUACUUGGAACUGUCAUCUCUAAAGUCGUUGGUGCUCUUCUCAUUUCGAUGGGAGCUUUUUUGAUUGUCUACAGUGGGCAACACUAUUAUUGGAAUAUAUACCACAUUGAACGUGGUGAGACGAUAUUCGACCGACUUCGAUCCUAUAUUUUCGUUGGAUUUCUUUCGCUUAUUGCCCUUUCUUGUUUUAUUUUGCUAUUUGUCAAUACCGAAGGUUUCCUCACGAGGUGAAAGAGUCCAGUCAUCCUGGAGGAUAAAUGAUAGAGCAUUUUGGCUUUUGUACUUUUCUGAAAAUUAUUAUUGUAAGUAGAACGUAUUGGAGUGCAUAGUUGAAGUACAAUGAGCUACAAUGGAUGAUUUCGGACAAGCUUGAGCCAGGGUUGGUUGGAUAGUUUACGAUAUUUGGAUUUCGUUUGCCACAUAUUUAUUAUAGUUGUUGUAUGGAUAGUAUUUCCAAUGAUAAGUUUCCAUAGUAUGUUAAGUGUAAAACUUGUCUCACAAGUGACAAUCAUUGAAACAUAAUUCAUCAACGUUUAUUGCUGUGGAUUCCACUUGACCUG
Molecule: messenger RNA, 825 nt
Organism: Galdieria sulphuraria
Lineage: Eukaryota; Rhodophyta; Bangiophyceae; Galdieriales; Galdieriaceae
Exons: 2
Coding region: 89-496 (135 amino acids)
Source: RefSeq, a predicted model, not a curated record